Zygosaccharomyces rouxii is the source of this 741-nucleotide messenger RNA. RefSeq names its product GTPase-activating protein CIN2 (gene CIN2). NCBI's taxonomy places the organism in Eukaryota, Fungi, Ascomycota, Saccharomycetes, Saccharomycetales, Saccharomycetaceae. Gene Ontology annotation, cellular component: cytoplasm. The coding region runs from base 1 to 741 and encodes 246 amino acids. The transcript has a single exon. Gene Ontology annotation, biological process: tubulin complex assembly; post-chaperonin tubulin folding pathway. The record is from RefSeq and is a predicted model, not a curated record.
AUGUCUGUCGAAUCCUUUCUGAAGAGUAAGACUGGCUUAGAGGAAAGGUUAGCAAACCACGAGAGCACUGAAACGUUACGGGGAAAUGCCCUUGAACUACAGAAUCAGCUAAAUCAAAUUUCCAAGGAGUUAGCCCCCCAUGAUUUACAAAAAUAUUCUAAGGAGUUAGACGAACUGCUCAAGAAUAUCAAUGCAAGGGUUCCACCUCAAGUAGUUAAACUUCAAUUUAAGAAGAAACCUAAACCCAGAUUAUUUCAGAAUAGAUCCAAGAAGGUGACAAGUAACGAACGUAUUACUCAAUCUCAAAUGGUAUCAAAUCAAGAUUUCAAUAUAGUACAAGCUACUGCUACUUAUGAAAACUUACAAAAAUGCACAAUCAUAGGAACUCACUUUAUCAACGACACUGGGUCAUUAACUUUCAAAGAUUUACAAUCGUGUACUAUUAAUCUCUACGAAGCAACCUUCCGUGAGGGGAGUAUUAUCAUCUCUAAUUGUAACGAUUGUUCCAUCUACAUUCAUACCGGUAGAGAAACCCAAUUAAGAUUGCACGAUUUGAAAGGGUGCAAGCUCAUGAUUAGACCAUCUCAAGCUCCUCAAAGAAUAGUUAUGGAACGUUGUAGAGAAUGCGUUUUUCAUGAGGUUUGCGAACCUUGGAUUACUAUCCAAGAAUUCGACAAUUUAGCACUGACGCAAGAAGAGCAACGUAAUUAUACAUUUGUAUCGUUAGAAGAUUGGUGGUAA